Messenger RNA from Haemonchus placei, 1907 nucleotides. The record is from the annotation of a GenBank genome assembly. NCBI's taxonomy places the organism in Eukaryota, Metazoa, Nematoda, Chromadorea, Rhabditida, Trichostrongylidae.
AUGUGAGCUCUAGAGUGACCCUUUCUCUCAAUUUCUCUAUUCUCAUAUUCAGAUGUAACCGUCCCGGUGCUGAGAAGAAGUCCAUACGUAAGCGCCGAAGAGGUGACGAAACACCUAAGUCUGAGAGAAAAAUCACGGAUUUUAUAAGAGUACGUUUAAGUGAUAUUUAUUAUUGCAUAAAUUGUUUUCAGCAGCGUUGGAUGUCAACUUCGCCCACUUUUUCGAGCCGAAUCACUCCAACCAAUCCUCAUUAUUCUUCGGACUCGAACAGUAAUUCGAAUCAAAGUCCCCCUACGCCUGCUGCAACCGUACGAUUAAGAAGUGACUGUGAGACUCAAACAGAUUUCGAGGAAUUGAAUCCUGCUCCUCCUGAAGAAAUCGCGAAAUUUUCCCAUAUCCGGCGAAAGAAUGAAUCUGCUAAAGAGGCUCUCAAGCGAUUACUCAUAGAAAAGAAUACAAUGGAAAGGAAGGCGAUUCGUGAUAAGACAACGGAAAACACACCUCGGAUAGGUCAGUACAAACUCGUUCGUCAUGGAGAUUCUUUCCGAGAAGUUUGGGUUGAUGGUUGGGCGCAAGAGGAGCUCGAUAAGAAGAUGCAGCAGAUAGCAAAUGAGAGGAAUGAAAUAGCAAAUGCUUCAGCGUUGUUGAAGAAGCGAAAGCCAGUUGGAAUUCUAGCAGCGAUCCAAACAGACGGAUCAAUACCAUCGACGUCAUCGGGUGAUGAUGCUGUAUUUCGUAGACCCGAAGAACCAAAGGAAAUCAAUUAUCAGGAGUACAUUGAAUUAGACGAAAUUUAUAAGCUCCGUCGUGAGCAUAUGAAAAAAGAAGAGUUGGAAGUGCUAGCUGAAAAAGAAAAACUGGAUCGAGAGAGACAACUUCAUUUGCGUGAACUAAAAAGAGCAAGCAAUGAAAGAGAUUCACGUUAUAAGGAUCACGAGAUGCUCAACAAGCGCUACUUGUUGCUUUCAUUGCUUGGUAAAGGCGGAUUCAGUGAGGUUUGGCGAGCUUUCGAUCUUGAGGAAAACCGUUUCGUAGCUUGCAAAAUCCAUCACGUAAAUAAGGAAUGGAAGGAGGAGAAGAAGGCUAAUUAUGUAAAGCAUGCUAUGAGGGAGAAAGAUAUUCACAAGACGCUCGAUCAUUGUCGGAUUGUAAAGUUGUUCGAUCUAUUCACUAUUGACAAUCACUCGUUUUGUACCGUUCUUGAAUACUGUACGGGGAACGAUCUCGACUUCUAUCUUAAACAGAACAAGUGCAUUUCGGAGAAAGAAGCUCGAAGUAUCAUUAUGCAGGUUGUUUCCGCGUUGGUAUAUCUUAACGAGAAGAAGCCCCCCAUCAUCCACUAUGAUCUGAAGCCCGCCAAUAUUUUGUUGGAAUCCGGGACUACAUGCGGUGCUAUUAAAAUAACAGAUUUCGGGCUUUCGAAGAUCAUGGAGGGUGCCUCUGAUGACGACAGCAUCGAGUUAACAUCUCAGUUCGCUGGCACGUAUUGGUAUUUACCUCCAGAAACAUUCGUGGUUAGUCAUGCACCACCUAAAAUCAGUUCCAAAGUCGAUGUUUGGAGUGUUGGUGUGAUUUUCUACCAGUGUAUCUAUGGAAAGAAACCUUUUGGAAAUGAUCAAACCCAGCAGAAAAUACUGGAAGAAAACACAAUAUUAAAAGCAAACGAGGUUCAUUUUCCUGCGAAACCGCAAGUAAGUCAUGUAGCUCAGGAUUUCAUACGGCGCUGUCUACAAUACAAAAAGGAAGAUCGAGCUGAUGUGUUCGAGCUUAUGAAGCACGAGUUGUUCCGACCACGAGGACAGGUUAGAUAUGAGCUUUUCUCCAGAUUUUUUGUUGUUAAAAAUUUCACAGGCUUCCCCACUUCUCGACUCUUUCACCAUGAGGGAAGUAGAAGUAGAAGCUUAUGA